CAGAACAGGCCCAUACACGUCGUCACGCAGUACUAGCAGUAAUCCAUAGGUACAGAGAACUGGAUCAUACCAUACUACUACCUUACCUAGGUACCUACCUUAGGUAUCCAUGAACAUCCUGCCACGGACAUCCCAGAGCCUACGCUAUCACAGCUUUACUACUAGUUGUAUUCCAAAAGCCCUCAGGAUCGCCCCAACUGCCUCUUCGCUCCCUAAAAACUCACUCUGCGGUACUACUUCCUCUCGAAUCCACAGAAGAUUCCACGCCUCGCCAGCCACAGCCACAAUGUCAUCACCCUCACCCUCACCCUCAUCUGAGACGAGUACCAUGCUCGAAGCGCUCGUCCACCACCCCCUCCGCGUCACACUCCACAACAUCCCGAUCCCGACCCCCAAAGCCGACGAAGUCCUCACGAAAGUCCACGUCUCGGGCUCCAACCCCAAGGACUGGAAACGGCCAGCCGUCAACCCGGAAUUCAACGGCACAAACCAAGGCGACGACAUCGCCGGCGUUGUCGAAAAGGUCGGUUCCGCCGUCACACAGUUCAAGCCAGGCGACCGUGUCGCCGCGUUUCAUCGGAUGCAGACCCCCGGCGGAUCGUACGCGGAAUACGCCAUCUCCCCAGAGCACACGACAUUCCACAUCCCGUCGACCUUGAGCUUCGAAGAGGCCGCCGCAAUCCCCUUGGCCGCAAUGACGGCCGCGGUCGGUUUGUUCGUCCGAUUGGGGCUACCAGAGCCUUGGGUCGCCGCUGGAAAUCCUGAAAGAGUGCCGAAAGGCGGCAUCGUGAUAUACGGUGCCGCAGGCGCUGUCGGUGCGUAUGCCGUCCAGCUGGCGAAGCGUGCUGGGAUCCAUCCGAUCAUCGCUGUGGCAGGGCGAGGGAUCCCAUUCGUCGAGGGAUUGUUGGGAGAUACUAGUAGCAACAGCAGCAACAUUAAGGGACAGGGUGACGUCGUCGUCGAUUAUCGCAAGGGCAACGAGAGCGUCGUCGAAGGGAUCAGGAAAGCCGUCCCCCAAGGCGAGAAGCUAGAGUAUGCGUUUGACGCCGUGAGCGAAAAGGCGAAGUCGUCGGCCGAAAAUAUUUGUAAAGUGCUAGCGCCAGACGGCCAUCUCACGCUGGUCCUCCCGCUCAAGGACGAUCCGUCGAUCCCCAAGUCUGUCCACACGACGUUGACAAUGGUCGGGAGUGUUCAUGGCAAGGACAAGGAUUUCGGGUAUGCGUGGUAUCGGCUCUUUGAGCUGGGUUUGAAAGAUGGUUGGUUCAAGCCACAUCCUCAUGAAGUCAUUCGUGGAGGGCUGAAACGUGUUGAGCAAGGCUUGAGGAAUCUGAAAGAAGGCAAAGCCAGCGCGACGAAAUACGUCUUUCGCAUAGCCGAGACGGAAGGACUGGGUUCCAAGUUGUAA
Molecule: messenger RNA, 1405 nt
Organism: Exophiala xenobiotica
Lineage: Eukaryota; Fungi; Ascomycota; Eurotiomycetes; Chaetothyriales; Herpotrichiellaceae
Exons: 1
Coding region: 110-1405 (431 amino acids)
Molecular function (GO): oxidoreductase activity, acting on NAD(P)H
Source: RefSeq, a predicted model, not a curated record